Gopherus evgoodei (Goodes thornscrub tortoise) is the source of this 1150-nucleotide messenger RNA. Its product is annotated as synaptosomal-associated protein 25-like. Bases 168 to 797 code for a protein of 209 amino acids. Lineage: Eukaryota; Metazoa; Chordata; Testudines; Testudinidae. Gene Ontology annotation, biological process: synaptic vesicle fusion to presynaptic active zone membrane; exocytosis; synaptic vesicle priming. The transcript has 8 exons. Gene Ontology annotation, molecular function: syntaxin-1 binding; voltage-gated potassium channel activity; SNAP receptor activity. Gene Ontology annotation, cellular component: SNARE complex; plasma membrane. The record is from RefSeq and is a predicted model, not a curated record.
GACUAAACGCAGAACAGGGAUCCUGGAACUGAAUAAGCAACAGGGCUAUGGACACUAGCGUAGCUGCUUUACGUCGCCCCCUGCAGGUGAUCUGGGAGAGGACAUAAGCGGAGCCUGUCCCUUGUGUGUUCUCGAAGGCACUCGCCCUCCACCGGGGAGCCUGCAGGAUGGCAGCCAACGGCACAGUGGGGCCUGAAUCGCAGGAGAUGCAGCGCCGCGUGGAUCAGAUCACAGAUGAGUCGCUGGAGAGCACCCGCCGGAUGCUGCAUAUGGUGGAAGAGAGCAAAGAUGCUGGGAUCCAGAUCUUGGUGAUGCUGGAUGAACAGGGAGAACAGCUGGACCGGAUUGACGAGGGGCUGGACCAGAUCAACCAGGACAUGAAGGAGGCAGAGAAGAACCUGACAGACAUGGCCAAGUGCUGCGGCCUCUGCGUCUGCCCCUGUGCCAAGCUGAAGAACAUCAAGGCCAGUGAGGCGUACAAGGCCGUCUGGGGCAACACCCAGGACGGGGUGGUCUCCACGCAGCCCUCGCGGGUGGCAGACGAAAGGGAGCAGAUGAUCAUGAGCGGUGACUACAUCCACAGAAUAACAAAUGACGCGCGGGAGGACGAGAUGGAGGAGAACCUGGUGCAGGUGGGGAGCAUCCUGGGCAAUUUGAAGAGCAUGGCGCUGGACGUGGGCAAUGAGAUCGACAUCCAGAACAAGCAGGUGGACAAGAUCAUGGAGAAGGUCACCGUGAAUGAAGAUCGCAUCCAGGAAGCCAACACCCGGGCCAAGAAGAUUCUAAAAAAUGCUUGAGACGCCGCUCCACGUGCUCUCCCGCUUCGCUGCCCCCCCACCCUCACCCCGGCUCCUGGUCGCAGCUGUCUGUCUGUCCGUCCGUCCCUGCUGUCCAACGUGCCCUGGAGUCUCUGGUGCCGUGUGUUAGGUGGAGCCUCGGCUGUUUGGGGCGGGCGUAGCGUGUGUGCACUGCCAUUGCUCUUAGCGGAUAACAGCCUAACUAUGGCAGCUAGCUAGGGGAGCUCCUCCUGUAGCUCCAGUGCGAGAGGGUUGUCUCUGGGUGCUGAAGGUUGUAGGCUCAGUCGCAGUUGGGAGGGCGGAGUACGCUACAGACACAGUAACUCCAUGUGUUGUGGGGGGAAGGAAUCUUU